CUUGAUCCCCUUUCCUCAUCGUGCCAAACCCCCUUCACGCACAGAACCCACCUGGAUGAAUUUAGGGCAGGGAUAAGGCCGUCGUAGCAGAGAAAAUCGAUUUGAGUUUUGGGUUCCUUCGAUUUUGCCUUUCCGUGUGCUUCCCCCUUUCUCAUCGUGCCAGAUUUCACCUUCACGUACAGAACCCGGAUGAAAUUAGGGCAGGGAUUAGGUCUUUCAAAAUCGAAAUCGAAAUCAAAAACCCUCACGGUGAGUCUCUCUCUCUCUCUCUCUCUAUAUAUAUAUACACUAACACAUAUAUGUGUAUUCUUUGUUGUCUCUCUAUCGAAAGAUAAGCUGGUCGAUGUAAUUUAUCUUUUCCGGUGUUUGAUUUGUGCUGAAGAAUUUUCUAGAAUCCAUAAAUCUUAUAGCCUGAUAUUAGAUUUUUUGGCUGAUUUAGAGGUGGACUCAAGUGUUUGCAUUAUGCUUUGAAAUGGGUUUGUUCGAGUUUAAAUGCUCGGUCUUAUAAUUUCUUGUCGAACCUGGAUACGUAUGAAAGAAAAAAAAAAUCUUGGAUAGACCUGGAAAAUUAUACAAAGUGGCUGGAAAAUUAAACAUAUUCUAACAGAAAGUAUUUAAAAGGAGUCAAGCAUGAAAUUGCCAAUAGAGAUUCUAAACUUGUUAUGAUGUAAUGGAUGCUAAGGUGGCAAAAUUGUGUUAAAAUGUUAUAAAAACAAAGUUCAUCAGAGUUUUUGUUUAAAUCCUCAAAAAAAUAUUGGUAAACUCUAUACCCUUGUCACGUAAUUUAAUUUAUAAGAAGAUAAAUUAUAAGAUAUGUUAUGAGCAUUACAUUAUUAUGUUAUACAUAUGGAGGAAGUGGGUGGAGUGAGUAGAAUAAGGGGAAAAUAUGAGCCAUAAGGUACAAAUUGUUUGUUAUUGGAUCCCAGCUCUGCAGUUUGCAGGACAAUGGCAUUUAAGGUUUUCUUCUCUCUUUUCUGUUAAAUUUUGAUAAGUUUGAAAUAGAUUUUAUUUUAUGGGAUUAUUUCUGAAAUAUUAGCAUAAUUAGUUGCCAUCUUGGAGGCCCCAGCUUUGGACACAAGUAACUAAUAAACCAAAACUUUGUGGAAAGACAAAUGAUCCAUUUUGACAAUAAUCUAGCUUUGUUUUAAAAUAACAGGUUCAAUUUGGAAUCUUCAUUGAAUUGGUCUCUCUCAUUUAAGGCAAAGUAAUUAAUGACAUUGUUUUGUAAAAUCUUGCUAUCUAAUUUUUUCUUUUGUCAUUUUCAGUUGGAAAUAGAAUGGAAUCAUGGUAUGAAUUCAAAAUUACUUCUCUGUUAAUUUGACACAAGUUUAAGAUCUUCUAAAUGAAACUUAACCCAAGUCUCAUUUAGAAGAAAUGAGACUUUUGGUAGAAGAAUUGCAAUUUUUUCCCAACUAGUAAGAUUGUGAAGCCCAGAAACAGAAAAUGCAUGGCAUUAAUUAUAUGUAAGUUUUUUGUUACGUGUAAAGCCUUUGCUAUUAACUGGAAAAUUCCAGCUUUUAGCUUCCAUAAGUUUUAGUUCAUAAGUGGUAAAGAGAUACACUUCCCGAUAGCUUCUUUCAGUAUAUGCAUGAACUUUUCAGCUAAUCAUAAGGGCAGAGGGUGUUGCAUUUUUCUGACAACAGUUUUCAUGGCAUUGGCUUAAUAUAAGAAUAUGUCAUCAUCCACGACAACGUCUUCUUCCCCUUUUGCCAAACAAAAUCUCCCUCAUCCAUUAUGCUUCUGUGAGAUAGAAGCCCAACUGAGAUUCUCAAAUACUCAAAAUAAUCCAGGACGUCCCUUUUUAAGUUGUCCAAAGUACAACAAAGAGGGCUUACCAUAUUGUAAGUAUUUCAAAUGGGUAGAGGGCCAUGAAUACAAGAUGGCGGUCCGUCCAGAAACUGAUGCUGAAUUUUGCAGCAAGGAAAUAGAGCUGAAGAUGUUAGUCAAUGAGAUUGAAAAGCUCAUUAUUGAUUUGCGUAAAAGAGUAGACGAAUUCGAGUUCGUACUAUCCAACAGAAAUGAGGAGUUAUUGAAGGAGUUGGUGGCUGUUGUACGUGAAGCUGAAGUUAGACGUGCACGCACAUUAGUCCGUGUGUUUUGGGCUUUAGCAGUUGUUGUAGCGUAUUUUUGGGUGGUGCAUAAGUAAUUUCAGAUUACUUUUAGAAUCCUUGGGUAUCUCUAGCUGUGUAUGUAAUGUUAAGUACUUGUAAGUGAAACUAGUGAAUCAUGUACAAGGUUUCUUGAUUCGGCUACCCUUACCAUGCCGAAUCUCUUUUGCAAUUUCAAAACUGUUUUCCAAGUUGGAAUGGAAAUGACCCUGUGAUGUAAAUGUUGAUGGAAUCCUGUAUUGGGUGUUUUAGUGAUGUAAAUGUUGAUGGAAU
Molecule: messenger RNA, 2381 nt
Organism: Carya illinoinensis
Lineage: Eukaryota; Viridiplantae; Streptophyta; Magnoliopsida; Fagales; Juglandaceae
Exons: 2
Coding region: 1673-2146 (157 amino acids)
Molecular function (GO): zinc ion binding
Source: RefSeq, a predicted model, not a curated record